Chenopodium quinoa (quinoa) is the source of this 1257-nucleotide messenger RNA. Its product is annotated as WAT1-related protein At1g25270-like. The transcript is spliced from 3 exons. Gene Ontology annotation, cellular component: plasma membrane. Lineage: Eukaryota; Viridiplantae; Streptophyta; Magnoliopsida; Caryophyllales; Amaranthaceae. The record is from RefSeq and is a predicted model, not a curated record. Bases 528 to 935 code for a protein of 135 amino acids. Gene Ontology annotation, molecular function: transmembrane transporter activity.
UGCUGGAUUUGAGGUGUGCUUGGGCCAGCUAUAUGGGUAGGACUCAUCUGGACCGUGGCUGAUUGAACAGGCCUACAGACCAAGGGAGUCCUAUUCUUCCCAACAGUGGCUUGCACGCAUGGGCUAGGAGGAGGGGAGGAAUUGGAAGAGUGCGCUGCUUGGUGUAGGUGAAUUUGGCGGCUCAGUUGGAGGAGGGGAGUGAGAUAUGGGCUGGUUCGGUUGGUUUGCCGAAUUGGGCUGCCCAAAAGAGUGGAAUUGAUGAAUGACAUAAGGACUAAGUCCAUCAUUCAAGAAGUCAUAUGCAUGGGAAGGGGGGUAUACAACUUAGCAAAAGGAAAAACACUCUCACCAAAUAUAAAUGGUAAUCGUAUAUCUCACAUAAUUCAACAUGUAUUUUUCGAUGAAUAUCGUAGGGAAAGUUAUUGGAACGCUACCCAGAUUCUUUGAGAGCUUCAGGACUAAUUUUGGGAAUCGGGGCGAUUCAAUUUACUGUAUAUGCUGCGAUUAUAGAUCAGAAGAUUGAAUAUAUGCAUAUCGAUUUCACCAUUAAGAGCACUAUGAUGUUCAACCUAGCGAUUACCUCUUCCGGUUUGAUGAUGAUUCUGACUACAUGGUGCAUUGCGGAAAAUAGCUCUUUUUUUACCGCAAUGUUAUAUCCGAUUGCACGCAUCAUAAUCGCUAUAGUUAGCCCAUUUAUGUUGAACGAGGACCUACACUUAGGAAGCUUGAUAGGACUCAUUGUAAUCAACAUCGGAUUCUAUCUUGUGAUUUGGGGUAAGAAAGUUGAUAGCAAGGAUACUUCCCCACAAGAUGAAGAUGAGGAGAGGGCGUUAAGAAAACAUCCUCCUAAUUUGUUUCGUGAUAUUUCAAGUCAUUCUGAGUGUUGUGGGUGGCAAAUAGGUUGUAGUACUCUUUUCAUGCUUUGCAAUAUUUAAAACAUGGUAGAAGACUAGUAGUUCGACUAUGUAUGUGAUCUACCCUAGCUCUACUAUAAGCAUAUGAAUUGUAUUUGGUGGUUUGUUGGUUGAUCAAAUAUAUAUCACUUUUAUUAAAAAAAUUUGUACUGGACUUUGUAGGUAGUAGUGACGUAGUGUAGUACUUUGUAUGAAACGCAAGAUACCUAGAUAAUUGUUACUUACACAAACAUUGAGAUCUGUUGAUCUAUCUAUGCAUUAUUAUUAAGCUCGGCUAUUACAUACUUUAAACAUUUUCCUACCAAAUUAUAUACUCUACUUCAUAUUUAAUCUUCUUAGCAAA